Messenger RNA from Fundulus heteroclitus (mummichog), 2768 nucleotides. RefSeq names its product tumor protein p53 (gene tp53). Gene Ontology annotation, cellular component: nucleus. Gene Ontology annotation, molecular function: RNA polymerase II cis-regulatory region sequence-specific DNA binding; DNA-binding transcription factor activity, RNA polymerase II-specific. Gene Ontology annotation, biological process: apoptotic process; protein tetramerization; regulation of transcription by RNA polymerase II. The record is from RefSeq and is a predicted model, not a curated record. Lineage: Eukaryota; Metazoa; Chordata; Actinopteri; Cyprinodontiformes; Fundulidae. The transcript is spliced from 12 exons. The coding region runs from base 221 to 1279 and encodes 352 amino acids.
GGACGACGAAGAAGAACUUUCUCUCCUUUCUUCAACUGAGAUGGACGCCGUCCAAGACUGAGAGGCAGAGAGAUAUGUGGCCGUGAUUCCACCUUUCGUCACCGGACACCAGGACUCCUGCGCGGACCUUUGGAGCUGCUGAGGUUCCUUCUUACCGGCGCAGAGCAAACCGAUCUCUUCCUCAUUUUCCCCCUAACUGGAGACAGAAAGGAAAGGAGUGAUGGAAGAGACCGGUUUUGAAUCACAAAACCUGCCAAUGGGUUCGGACUCCUUCCCUCAGUUGUGGGAGAACUACAUAUUACCCAUACCCUUGGAGACUGAGCAGCAAUGGAACGACGACGGCCAGUUAAAUCUGCUGGGCAGCAGCCAGGACAUCACGACAUUUGAACUACUUAUGAAGGACGUGUCCACCCCGGACCCGAACCCGCCGUCCUCCACCGUUCCAGUCACCACGGACCACGCUGGGGAGUAUGGGUUUGAUCUCCACUUUCAGAAGUCGGGGACGGCCAAGUCCGUCACUUCAACCUAUUCUGAGCAGCUGACCAAGCUGUUCUGUCAGCUGGCGAAGACGAGUCCUGUAGGAAUCAUCGUGGCGAAGGAGCCCCCUCAAGGAGCCGUGAUCAGGGCCACGGCUGUGUACAAAAAGACGGAGCACGUGGCCGAGGUGGUUAAGAGGUGCCCACACCACCAGAGUGAGGACAUGUCUGAGAAUAAAAGCCACCUGAUCAGAGUGGAGGGCAGCCAGCUGGCCCAGUACUUUGAAGACCCGUACACCAAAAGGCAGAGUGUCACCGUGCCGUAUGAGCGGCCACAGCUGGGCUCGGAGAUGACCACCAUUCUUCUCAGCUUCAUGUGCAACAGCUCCUGCAUGGGGGGCAUGAAUCGGAGGCCUAUCCUCACCAUCCUGACCCUGGAGACACCAGAGGGGUUGGUUUUGGGCCGCAGAUGCUUCGAGGUCCGUGUCUGUGCCUGUCCAGGCAGGGACCGGAAGACCGAGGAAGACAACAAGGAGAAAAGCGACAGCAAGCAAAAGAAAAAGCGAAAGAGCGCUCCUACUCCAGAAACAUCUGGCCUGAAAAGAUCAAAGUCCGGUUCUAGUGGAGAGGAUGAGGAGGAGAAGAUUUACAAUCUGGCGAUCAAAGGGCGUUCCCGUUACCUGAUGUUCAAGGAGCUCAACGACGGACUGGAGCUGAAGGACAAGACGGGGGCCAAUAAAAUAAAGCAGGAGGGCCCCUCCAGCGGGAAGAGGACGAUGAGGGAUCGCAGCGACAGCGACUAAUUACCCUCAAAUUUUCAUCUGGUUCAGGGUUUUAUAUACUUGCUGUUUCCUUUCACUUGGUCCUUUAUUGGAAGACCAACAUAACAAACGUUAGUCAUGUUUUUUGAUAUAAAUGUAUAAUUUUGUGAGGGGGGGGUUGAUGUCACUUUUGUUGAAUUGCGUCCAAACUGUUUGUGUCGACUCGUUGCAUGUUACAGAACGACACGCUGCCAUUUUUCUGUUGGGUUCUGCGGGGGUUUUUGAGGCAGUAUCUUAAUGGCCUCAGUUUGUCUUAAAACACUCAGGACCAGAGAAACGAGCCAGGAGACAGCACGGAGGUGGAGCCGCGAAUCUGUCGCCAGCUGGACAAAAUUCAACUUCCAUCAUAACCUAAGAGGGUUAAAAAAUAAAACAACUGGACUUCUGUAAUUCAGGAAUCUUUCUCAAUUCAAAAUGUCAGGAGGAGUUCCAAGCCAAACGUUUUCUAGUUGUUUUAGUUUUUAACCCGGAUGACCGAAUCAUCACCAGACUAAAGGCAAAUCAUGAUGAGAAGUUAGCAUGAAAAGGCUGUUUUGUUGCAUUAUUCAGUGCCAGCUGUCCAGUUGGACACAUUUAGACUGUGAAGAGAGUCUUUAGCAGGAAUGUGCUGCAUGAAACAUCCCAGUGUCUCUGUAGCACACGUAGCAUUUUAUUUCCAUCUGAAGCAGCUCAAGUUGGUCUCCAGUGAGCAUUUGAAUUGAGUUUGUAGAGCCGACUUGUUUGUUUUUUCCCAAACUGAGGCGAUUAAGCAAGUUUAAUAACUCACAGAACCCAGCUUAAAAACCUCAUGCCUGUACAAAUGGUUCAUAAUGGAGGAAACCAUUUGCCAAGUUAAGCUAUGCGUUUUUUAUAUAUAUAUACAACACUGCUGAAUGUUUUCCUUUCUUAAUUACUAAACUGUAGUUUCUCUUUAGUUUAAAGAAAAAAUAGUUUUAGCUUUUUUAUUUUUAUUUUUUUUACUUUUUGUUAAACUUGUUUGUUCACGAGGGGCUGGCUGGAUCCAGCCGCUCAUAAAACCUGAUCCGUUUCACACAAAAAACUAGACCUACAUAAAAUGUGACCUUGUUGUGGAAACCACUCAUUUGAAUUUUAUACUGAAAACAAACUAAUGUUCCCAUCAUUGUACUGUAUUCAAGACAUUUGCAGCAGUAAGAUUUAUUUUUAUUUUUAUAUUUCUUCCCCCCAAACCAGGUAAACUACUUCUAGGCACUUGGGUUUGUUGUGACCAAUCCUUGUCUACUGCGCUAAGGACCACUUUUUUUUUUUUUUUUUUGUAAAACACUGCCAAUCGAGAACAUGUUAUUGGAGGCAUUUUCUUUGUCAUUUCUUUAACUUCUUAUUUUAUACUCCAUAGACUUUAGUUUUAGAAGAAAAAUCAACGCUUCUCUUUGUUUUGUUUUUCAAGUAUUUUUGUACUGCUUUGCUGAUCAAUGUUGGAGCUUUAAGUUGAAAUAAACGCGUUGCAGCUCAA